GUGAUGGAGUCUAUUCAGUCACCUGACAUCCCCAUGGACAGGUACUUCAACAGCACCUGGAGACACCCGUAUGGCCAGGAGACUGUCCCUUCACCUUUCAACAGCUCCUUCCGCCUCCAGCACCACAACAGCUUCCACAACACCCUACUAGGUGUCUCUCUGGGCUUCCUGUCGUUGCUCACUGUCGUCAUGAACAUCCUGGUACUCUACGCUGUGAAGAAAGAGCGGACCCUCCACACGGUGGGCAACCUCUACAUCGUCAGCCUCUCCGUGGCGGAUCUCAUCGUCGGGGCCACCGUCAUGCCCCUCAACCUGGUGUAUCUGCUGGAGGACGAGUGGAGGCUGGGGAGGGUCGUCUGUCAGUUCUGGCUCAUCAUGGAUUACGUAGCCAGCACAGCCUCCAUCUUUAGUCUGUUUAUACUAUGUCUGGAUCGGUAUCGGUCCGUUCACGAGCCGCUGAGGUACCUGAAGUACCGGACCAGAGGGAGAGCUAGCGUUAUGAUCUCAGGGGCCUGGCUAAUGUCCAUGACGUGGAUUAUUCCUAUUCUAGGGUGGAGGUCCUUCGUUCAGGUCGACCUCAAACCGGAGAUGGAGAAUAAGUGUGACACUGAUUUCCGGUUUGUUACUUGGUUUAAGGUUUUAACUUCAGUGUUUAACUUCUACCUUCCGUCUCUGUUGAUGCUGUGGUUCUACUCGCGCAUCUACAUGGCUGUGAGACAGAACUUCAGAGAGAGGGAGAGGAUUAUCAAUCCCACAGAUUCCGUGGUGGAAAACAGGAUCGGACACAAAGUCCAAACAGGAAAUAGCCACUGCGAGUCUAAGAAAGAAAGAAACUCAGACUUUGAUCAGUACACGUUAGACCAGCCGAACGACUCCACAGAUACAGUUGAAACCAAUGCGCCCAGGGAACCCAAGUCUGAGAAAGACUCUCACUCCAGUCAUUCACUGCUCAGAAUGACAAAACGUCUGAGGACGACUGUAAAGGACAAAAGAAAGAGCGGCUCUUCGUCUUUCCAGCAGAAGAAUUCGGACUCGGAGACCCCUUUGAACCUGUCCUCUUUACCUCUUGGCUUCACAAACUACGACGACGACAACGUUCAGAAACUCUACGUAUCCGUGAACGACUGCAAGGUAGCCGUGCCGUCAAACUCUGUGGCUGGCGUCUGCGAGAUAACCCAGAUAUCUGACAUGCAGAGAUACACCGCCAUGUUCUACAACAACGAGUUCACCCAGUCUGUGAAUUUAUCCCCGUCACCAUGUCCCCAUAAUUCACCCCAGUCACCCCCGCCUCAGGAGGACUCAGAGCCUGACAAUGGUACUAACCCGGACGCUGCAGCCAACGCUGUGACCCUAAAGCAGACCUGGCAGAAGUUCUGUGCCCAGUCCAGGCAGCGUAUCCAGAGCCUUCAGGUCCAUAAGGAGCACAAAGCGGCCAAGCAGCUGGGCUGUAUUAUAGCUGGGUUCAUGAUGUGCUGGAUCCCCUACUUCAUAGUCUUUAUGGUCAUGGCUUUCUGCCAAACCUGUGUACAUCACAACCUACAUAUGUUCACGAUAUGGCUUGGGUAUAUAAACUCUACCUUGAACCCGUUCAUAUACCCCCUCUGCAAUGAGAAUUUCAAACGGGUGUUUAAAACUAUCCUACACAUUAAUUUGUGAUGAAAAGGUUUAUGAACAGUGCCUUGAGUGGCAUUUCAAUGUAUUUCCUUGUAAUACAGUAUGUGUGCUUGAAUGUUUUGAGUGACCUCAAUUUGGUACCUUAAAUUUGUAUAAUUUUGAAAAAUAUAAUGCUUAUUUAUUGUCCGCCUAAAUAUUUUUUGUUUAUUAUUUAUUAUCAGACCCAGACCAUAACGCCAGCGUUCCUUCUCAUUAUUUACUCAAAUAACUCUGCUGAAGGAGAAUAACUGCAGAAUAACUGCAGAAUAACUCUGCUGAAGGAGAAUAACUGCAGAAUAACUGCAGAAUAACUCUGCAGAAGGAGAAUAACUGCAGAAUAACUGCAGAAUAACUCUGCAGAAGGAGAAUAACUGCAGAAUAACUGCAGAAUAACUGCAGAAUAACUCUGCAGAAGGAGAAUAACUCUGCUGUAGGAGAAUAACUGCAGAAUAACUCUGCAGAAGGAGAAUAACUGCAGAAUAACUCUGCUGAAGGAGAAUAACUGCAGAAUAACUCUGCUGUAGGAGAAUAACUGCAGAAUAACUCUGCUGAAGGAGAAUAACUGCAGAAUAACUCUGCUGAAGGAGAAUAACUGCAGAAUAACUCUGCUGAAGGAGAAUAACUGCAGACAAACUCUGCUGAAGGAGAAUAACUGCAGACAAACUCUGCUGAAGGAGAAUAACUGCAGAAUAACUCUGCUGAAGAAGAAUAACUGAAGAAUAACUCUGCAGAAGGAGAAGAACUGCAGAAGGAGAAUAACUCUGCUGAAGGAGAAUAACUGCAGAAUAACUCUGCUGAAGGAGAAUAACUGCAGAAUAACUCUGCUGAAGGAGAAUAACUGCAGAAUAACUCUGCUGAAGGAGAAUAACUGCAGAAUAACUCUGCUGUAGGAGAAUAACUGCAGAAUAACUCUGCUGAAGGAGAAUAACUGCAGACAAACUCUGCUGAAGGAGAAUAACUGCAGAAUAACUCUGCUGAAGGAGAAUAACUGCAGAAUAACUCUGCUGUAGGAGAAUAACUGCAGAAUAACUCUGCUGAAGAAGAAUAACUGAAGAAUAACUCUGCAGAAGGAGAAGAACUGCAGAAGGAGAAUAACUCUGCUGAAGGAGAAUAACUGCAGAAUAACUCUGCUGAAGGAGAAUAACUCUGCAGAAGGGGAAUAACUGCAGAAUAACUGAAGAAUAACUCUGCAGAAGGAGAAUAACUCUGCAGAAGGAGAAUAACUGCAGAAUAUCUGCAGAAGGAGAAUAACUCUGCAGAAGGUGAAUAACUCUGCAGAAGGAGAAUAACUGCAGAAUAUCUGCAGAAGGAGAAUAACUCUGCAGAAAAAGGCACAGAGACCGUUUCAAUACAAUCUGCUUCACGUGCUUGUCCAUUUUUGGUGAAAACGGAAAUGUGUCUUAAUGGAACCUGCAUUUUUGUUAGAUAUGAGUCAGUGCCGU
Molecule: messenger RNA, 3095 nt
Organism: Oncorhynchus nerka (sockeye salmon)
Lineage: Eukaryota; Metazoa; Chordata; Actinopteri; Salmoniformes; Salmonidae
Product: histamine H1 receptor-like
Exons: 3
Coding region: 4-1656 (550 amino acids)
Biological process (GO): G protein-coupled receptor signaling pathway, coupled to cyclic nucleotide second messenger; chemical synaptic transmission
Cellular component (GO): plasma membrane; dendrite
Molecular function (GO): G protein-coupled acetylcholine receptor activity; G protein-coupled serotonin receptor activity
Source: RefSeq, a predicted model, not a curated record